AUGGUUACCCACGAGCAGAUCCAGACCUCCAACGCGCAGAUCGUCUCGUCCUUGCCGUCCGGGUUAGUAGCCGUGUUUGUGGGCGCCACCAGGGGUAUCGGCGAAGCGACUUUGAAGCAGUUUGUACGACACGCGGUAGCGCCGAGAGUGUACUUUUUGGGGAGAGAUAGGACGAAUGGAGAGCGGGUGGGCGCGGAACUGGCGAAUCUCAAUCCGGAGGGAGAGUAUCAUUUUCGAAGCGCGGAUGUGAGCCUAUUGGCGAACGUGGAUGAGGUGUGUAGGGAGAUCAAGUGUAAAGAGAGGGUGAUCAACUUGCUGUUUAUGAGUUGUGGGACAACAAUUAUGGGGAUAGACACCAAAGAAUCCCUCCACUACCCCGCCGCCGUCUCAUUCUAUGCCCGCAUCCGCUUCAUUGUCAACCUUCUCCCCGAACUCCAAAAAGCGACGUCCCUCCGGCGCGUCGUCUCCGUUCUCAACGGCACCAAAGAAGGGCACAUCGACACGGGCGACUUCCAGUUCCGGCGCCUCGCCAUGAUGCAAGCCCGCGGGCACUCGGCCUCCAUGAUGACUCUGGCGUUCGAGUCCCUGGCACUCGAAGCCCCCGACGUCUCAUUCGUCCAUACCUUUCCCGGACUUGUGAGGACGAAAUUGGGACAGGACACCAACCGGGCGGCCAUCACAGUUCUGAGGGGAGUGUUCAAGGUGAUCGGACCGCUGUGUACGAUUCCCGUGGCGGAGGCGGGCGGGAGGCAGUUGUUUAUGGCUACGUCUGCGAAAUUUCCGGCGAGAGAGGGAAGGGAUAUUGAGGAGACGAUGGCCAGGGGAACAGAUGGCAAGGAAGGCAGUGGGGUUUACUCGGUUAGUAACGAUGGCGAAGGGUUGAGCGCCAAGACGGAGGAGGCGUUGAGGGUGAUGAGGGAGGAGCAGGAUAUGGUGAGGAAGGUGUGGUUGCAUGUUGAGGACGAGUUUGUGAGGAUCACGGGAUGUGCUUUUGUGGCAUAA
This is a messenger RNA of Neurospora tetrasperma FGSC 2508, 1002 nucleotides long. RefSeq lists its product as uncharacterized. Gene Ontology annotation, biological process: secondary metabolic process. The record is from RefSeq and is a predicted model, not a curated record. The coding region runs from base 1 to 1002 and encodes 333 amino acids. NCBI's taxonomy places the organism in Eukaryota, Fungi, Ascomycota, Sordariomycetes, Sordariales, Sordariaceae. The transcript has 3 exons.